Messenger RNA from Aspergillus melleus, 750 nucleotides. RefSeq lists its product as uncharacterized. Lineage: Eukaryota; Fungi; Ascomycota; Eurotiomycetes; Eurotiales; Aspergillaceae. The transcript has a single exon. The coding region runs from base 1 to 750 and encodes 249 amino acids. The record is from RefSeq and is a predicted model, not a curated record.
AUGUCAGAGUCGGCGGUAAAGCUUCCCUCGACUCCCAAAAACUGGGAAACCAUGGUGGCAGCAGCUGGCAUCUCUGACAAGCAGAUACAUGAUGAACAACUACCGUCGGCUUCCAAAAUGAAGCUGCGGCACUGUCUACUGCUCCGAGUUCUAUGGAAACCGGUCAAACUCAGCAGUUUCACUCCCAAGCAGUUCGACCUAGACGAGUGGAUGAAACCCGCACGAGACAUGCUCAACUCGUAUCACUCCUGGAAGGUUUACCUCAAGAGCUUCACGGGCAGGAAACCGAUGGGCGAGGGGAACUUCUUCCUAGCGAAGAUCUCUCAGCUCGAAGCGGCCAAAGUGGAGAGCGAUGAGAUCUCAGACGAUGUCAUCAUGUCGCCAGUCUCGAACCGUACUCGUCAACAGAUUCUCAAGAAGCGCGAAGAGCAAAACCAGACCCCGACCAAGUCUUCGUCAAUCUCCCUGGAAGGCCUCACACUCGACGAUCGGACGCCCUUUACGCCAGAUAACCUCGAGGAGGACGAUCCUUUCAAAGACCCAGCGCCUCUGACAGCGGAAUCCCUCGGUCCCCGGGAGAUCAGGAAUAAAAUGUACCCCAAAAUUGACGACGAGCAAGUGGUCAACGUUGCCACUCAAUUUCUUGAAGGCCCUCACGGCUCACUUCCCAUCGCUUUCGAGCUCCUGGACCAUUCACCGAAAGCCCUUCCAUGCCGAGUUCGCAAACACCAAAUACGAAGCCAGGACUGA